Bipolaris oryzae ATCC 44560 is the source of this 2967-nucleotide messenger RNA. RefSeq lists its product as uncharacterized. The record is from RefSeq and is a predicted model, not a curated record. Lineage: Eukaryota; Fungi; Ascomycota; Dothideomycetes; Pleosporales; Pleosporaceae. The coding region runs from base 1 to 2967 and encodes 988 amino acids. The transcript is spliced from 5 exons.
AUGGAAGACCCAGUCAAGGAAAUUCCGGCGGUGAUCCAUCUCCUCACACAAUCACCGCCCUCUCUACAACGCGCAACGAUUGAGAAGUACUUCACGCCAGAUGCCGCUUUCUCCCAUCCAUUCUGUCGAACAUGGAGCGGGCCAAACUCUCGAUGGCUGGUCGAUGCGACGUACCGUUGGUACAAGAUCAUGAGUCCGAGGAUUGAUCUGACGGUGCAGAGUGUGGCAUUCGACGAAGCGAACUUGACGCUCUAUGUGACAAUCUUCCAAAUCUUCCGCAUCUGGGCAGUGCCCUUUUACUACGCGCCGGUCCGUCUGACGACGGUUCUCAGCCUGCGCCACUCACCCUCGACGGGCAAAUACCUGAUUGAGAAACAAGACGAUCUUUACCAAGUAGAUCAAUGGAUACGCUUCAUUGCACCUGGGGGCUGGGUGCUGAUCUGGAUUUGGCAAGCUUGGGCUACCCUGUUUUGCGUGCUAGGCACAUGGCUGCUGUGGCCAGUAACAUGGGUCGAGGAGAACUGGGGUUGGGGCGAGGGUAUAGGUAUGGAGAGUGAUAGGGAGAUGAGAAAGGCUGGGAAGAAGGGCGAGAUUAGGAGUGAUGGGCUGACCAAGGACGAAGUGCUGCAGAUGACAACGUUGAGAGGCAAGUCGGACCGGUCCUCCCCAGUCGAGGGCGCUCAGUCCCCUUCACGGCAUCGCAACCCUACCACAGACGAUCCCCAAUAUCACUACGAUAGCCUCCAAGAAAAAGAAGUCGGUGUGGCUGCUAGUGGACCCCACAUUCGACGCAGGCCAUCCCGGACCACUUCGGGCACCAAAGGCUCCCCGCCCUCUUCCUCCCUGUCUUAUAGCGAGGAGCAAAACGAAGACGACAAGAAGAACAAAGCAGCCCGCACCACUCUCAAGAAACUUUCAAGACGCGACUCACACCAGGGUGAAUUGUCACCUACGCCGCGCGGCGGGCAAGAAGAGUUGGACGAAGAGGGAAGUACCGUGGGAUAUAUACCCAGACUCGGCCAAAUACGAGAGAAAAAGACCACCAUGCAAUCAAGACGUCGAGGGAGUUCCAUUGUCAGCUCUACAGGUCAGCCCAGAGCGCUUCGUCGGCGACACACAGAAGACAGUGCUGCAGGUCGCUCACGCGUACAACGUAAACAUAGCUCUCUCCACCACCACGGUGGAAAGCUCGCCGAGCUGUCCGAACCAUCAUCGGCCUCGAGCGUGUCACAGCAAUCAAGCAACUCUAGUGGAAGUAACUCGACGGUGACGCAGAAAUCCCGCGAGGACUACGGCUACCCAUACCAAUACGAGAUGGCUACGGAGAGGCAGAGUCCUACCAGUUCCAUGAUGGGUGCCGCUGAAUCAGAUGUCUUCAAAUACCUCCAGCCAGAUAAUGAUACCGAGAAUUCCACGCCUGCAUACUUGCAGGGCUUCGUUCCGUCGAUCAGUGCUCCUUCCUUUUUGCCCUCCCCGUCUCUGAAUGACUCCAAUCUGAGCGAUAAGCGCCCAUCCGCAGCAGGAACAGAUUCCAAUGGAUCAAAUAUCAGUUCACAAACAUUAGCACAAAAUUCCAGCCCAAUGGUAUCUCAGCUACCUCACCAAGAGUUUCGCAAGUUCAAAAAGCCGCUGUAUGCUAGCAGCUUUGUGCAUGGGCCUAGGGAUGAAGACGAAGAGACAGUCGCCCAGAGCGGAGAGAGUGAAGGCAGUUGUACGGAGAGUGAAGAAGAGGCAAAGCCCAGCAGUGAGUCGUCUGAUAAAAAGUCUAAAAAGGUUACAGAUAAGGUUUCUCCACACCGGGCACCAUCUACAUCAUCCCGCGGUAGCGACCUUCAUGCCAGACGUCUAAAGCAGCAGGAGCGAGAGCUAGCCAAUCACAUAUUGAAGAACCCCAAACCACAAAAGGGAUUCCAAUUCAAUGGAGGAACACCCGGUCAGGUCUAUCCACCUACGCCAAUGUACAGUCCACAGGUAUACGCUGGCGCAUCUCCAUCUGUUAUAAGUAAUGGUGCAGCAAACUCGCCACAGGUUUGGUCGCCUAUGCACACGUUUCCAGCCCCAUUGGCCAUUGGCUAUGCGCCACACCAAUCCCCAGAAGUCGCUCACGCAUACCCACACAGCCUGGUCAAACAGAUACCACAGCCCUUCUCACCUCAUCCAGCCCAAGCGCAACCUUAUCAGCAACACGGCCCGGCAUCUACUCAGACCAAGCCGGCUCUAACAGGCUAUGAGCUUCUGGCGAACGAACUUAGCGCGCCCGCACAAGGUGAGACAGCACGGAAAGUCAACCUUGUACCCGUGUACCGUAAGUUUGAGCACCUAAACCACCGGGUGUUGUUGCACCUACAAGAUGAGAUGAGCGAACUCGAAGAAGAGCUACGUACGCUGGACCGAUGCAUUGCGCAAAUGUCGCCCAAAGAUCCCUCCGGCCACGCGUAUCCUGCGUCUCGACGAAACGACGCGCGGUACGGCGGCGAGUCGCACUUUAAGAGAACCGAGCUGCUGGGUCGGAUAUUCCAGAAGCUGGAACAGUACAAUAAAGCUCUAUCCUCUUUCAGCGAUGUGACGAGCAAGCUCCGUCCAGCCGGGGAAGACGAUGUGGCGCGAUACCGCGAGUGGAUGGAUGAGCACGAGCCGAUUGAUUAUGCAGAGAGUCGCUUUUUGGAGUGCGCGUCUGACCUGGUCUCCGUGCCGCGCUCAGAGGCGGCGGCUACUACUUCUACUACUACGACGGCGACAAUGGCAGCGGCGGGCGAACAAGGGGCCGGGCAUCAUCAGUCAGCAGCCGUGUGGUUCCCGCUGAUAUUGGCGGUGCCUCUGCUGGCGUUUACUAUAGUGCCGAGCCUACUGGGGCGUCUGGUCGUUAUCGUGCUUAUCGUCGGUGUGGAACUCAAGAUCAUUUCUUCGGCGCCCGAGAUACAGCGUUUUUUGUCGCUUCAGGAGUGGAAGGCUGCAGCAUCGGUGUAA